Anopheles marshallii is the source of this 4428-nucleotide messenger RNA. RefSeq names its product RB1-inducible coiled-coil protein 1 (gene Atg17). Lineage: Eukaryota; Metazoa; Arthropoda; Insecta; Diptera; Culicidae. Bases 1 to 4428 code for a protein of 1475 amino acids. Gene Ontology annotation, cellular component: extrinsic component of membrane; phagophore assembly site membrane; Atg1/ULK1 kinase complex. Gene Ontology annotation, biological process: autophagy of peroxisome; reticulophagy; autophagosome assembly. The record is from RefSeq and is a predicted model, not a curated record. Gene Ontology annotation, molecular function: molecular adaptor activity; protein kinase binding. The transcript is spliced from 13 exons.
AUGUUCAUAUUCCACGUGGAUCAAGGUCGCAUGUUGACCUUUAAGACGGAGUGCAUGAUGGAUGACAUUCGGAAGCUGAAGGAGAUAAUAGAACGGAACCAUGCAAUACCGGCCCGAAACAUCGUACUGCUUGUCAGCGGGGGCGUGCUGCUGCACGACGACAGCCGCGCCUGUGAAUAUGCAACUGGCACCGAUACAAAUCCGAUCUAUAUGUUUUGUAAAACGGUCGGAGAGUCGCCGCUACUGUCACCCGGACCUAUCAAAGAGACUGAGGUCGAUCUGGAAGGCCUAGUGAGGAAAAGUCUGGAGCUUCCCAUUUCCUUUCCAACGCUCGCCGCACGUGCACAGCUAGCUCAAAAGAUCUACGAGAUGGGUCGGGAGGAGCUGCGACGUUGUGAGGCGCUCGUACAUGAGCAACAUCUGCAACAGCAGGGCUGGGCGGCAGUUGUUGCAAACAUGGAGGACACAAUCAAAGAGUUUCAGGCAAGGCGCGAGUGUUUUAAUACAUUUUACGAGGAGCAGUUAGAGAUUCACGGGGAGCAGAUGCAAAUUUUGCAAAAUUUUGACAAAAGCCUACAACAGCUGGCAGACAUUCCAAUCCUAUCGCCACUGAUGGAAAAUGCCGAAUCGCGCCCGUACGGCGUGUUUAAUGAGGUGUUUAACCCAAGCAUAACGACAAACAGUGGUACUAGCAGAACGGCUGGUAAUAACAAGCAAUCCGAGCAUGUAGCAGCCGGUGUGAUUGAAUCUUCGAACCAGGCACCGACGGAAGGGAGAACAAGUGACGAUACGGGUAUACAAUUGCCCCAUUUGUCAGAGCCUCAAAACCCAGACGCGGUGGAAAGUGGUGCAGAAACGACAACUGCUGAAGGUGCAACGAAUGAUAUCGUAUUGACGGAGGUGGAACGAGCGAGAGGUAUAUCGCUGCUCGACUGGAUAUCCGAAAAGCAGGGUCAUCUAACGCUAAGGCGUAUGGCCGAGGAAUGUCGUAUCAAUAUCGACAAAUUCAACCGAGCACAACUGAUCAACUUCAAUGAACGCAUUGACAAAGCGGUGAAACAAUCGCAAAGUCAUGAAAUAAAGGUCGUCAAGGGCUUGGAGGAACGAUUACGAGGGCUGGAUGAAUUGCUAGCGAGCGCAAAAAAGCUUCUCGAAGAUCAAAAUGCAAGAGCGCAAGGUAUUUUGAAGAAUCAGGAACGUGCGACCAAAAUCGGUGAUAUGUCAGUCCUUCCCGAUCUGUGUUCGAUGCAUCAGAACACGUUGCAAGUGAUGAAAGGCAACCAUGAAAAUCUUCUGGAAUACCGGCGUCGUUGUACGGUUGCGAAGGAUGAGCUUGGUUUUAACCUAACCAAAAGAGUAAAGUACAUUAUGAACGUGGAAACAAGGGUUCAUGAGCUGGACAGUACCCUGCAGCUUUAUCAUACGUCGCUGCAGCGCUUGCGGAAGCAUCUGAACAUCAUCGAUCAAAUUCAUCUGGUGCCAAGCACAUACGUGAGCGCUGUAACGGAAGUGGUCCGACGGCGCAUGUUUUCUAGCGCAUUUUUAAAGUGGGCUUCCGACUUGGCAUGCCGUCUGAUGGUGAUAUACAACGAGGAGGUAGCAAGACGCGAAGAUUUUGGUAAAAUGUUCGAGGGUCACUUCUUGAGCACACUGUUUCCAGGCAUGAACGAUAUGCCACCGUCCUACGCCAUCCAGGCACCAUCGGUGUUCGAUUCUAGUCUACCAGCGUUGGACAAGCAGGACCUUGUAGAACUGUCCCGCUACCUGCCUGAACUGACGGAAAAGUAUCCGCUACCGAACAUAGCUUCUGUGAUAGGUUUUUUUCAAACUCGAUCGGUAGAGCAUCAGCAACUGCAGCAAAUUGAAAGUAGUAACGCCGAGCAAGACGAUGUCUCGGUUCGAAGCAAAGACAACGCAACUGCAUCCAGUAACGAAAACGUCGAAUCUACGAAUAUGGCCGACCAGCAAACAGGCGUUAAAGAAAGUGAUAAGAUUGGAGCGGAAUCGGAAACCGACACCGACGAUUACGAAAAGGUUCAGAAUCAAAGUCCACUCGGUGGAUGUUCCAGGCAAGAGGAUACACCGAAGAUACCUGUUGCGGUGACGUGCACCGUAGCCACAUGUACCGAACCGAUAGAGACGGUUUGUGCGGAGACACUAACAGAGGAUAAUCUCGGCACGACGCGUCUAGAAGUGGAAAGACUCAAAGGGUUACUCAGCAGUGUUCACCAGCUUUCGCAGGAUUCGAUUAUGAUGUUGCGGGAUCAGUUGGCACGGGUGCGUGUCGAGUCCGAAACCAAUCGCACGCAGUUCCAAUCAGAGUUGAGUGCAGUGGAUCGAGCGUGGAAUGACAUUCAGCAGAUGGCGCGCAAUCGCGAACGAGAAACUAUUCAGCAGCUGACGGUCGAUCACGAACUGGAAAUGAACGACUUACGCAAGAGCGUCCAUCAGAUGGAUGAUGAAAUUCAAUCGCUACGAUCAGACAACAGUACGAUGAAGGCGAGCCACAUCGAAACGGUAUCGAGCUACGAGCAGGAAAAAAAGGUAUUGAAUGAACAGAUUGCCCAAUUGCGCAUGGUUAUCGAACGGCAGGAGAGUCAACUAGCGAAUUCCGAGACAGACCGUAAGCAGGCAAUCCAGGAGGCAAUUGAGCAGUUGGAGCACAAGCACCGAACUGAGAUGGAAACGUUACGUUGCCGGUUCAAGCUAAUGGCAACCAGCAUGGAUCGUUCACCGUCCGACACGAGUCUUGAGAAGAUCGAGAAGCCGGACAUGAUCGACAUUGGGACGCAUGAGCAACUGCUGGCGCAGGUGCGUGAUGAAUUCCAGAGAGACAAAGAACGAGCAGUACGAUCGGCAGUCGAGGAAGAACGACAACGAUGGGAAGCAAAUGCCAUUGGCAGUGGUGGUGUUGCCGUUGGUAGUGCGGGCAGUGCGGGACGGUUGCACCGCUCGUAUGGAGCGGCUGGUUCACCUAGCGGUGGUAGCCAGGACGUGUACAAGCGCAUCCUGGAUGAAAAGGAUCGCCAAUUGGACGAGUUGCGCGAGAAGGAGUCACAACUACUUCGCGAGGUAAUGCGUAUGCGGGAAACGAUUCAAUCUCUUACCGAUCCUGAGUUGAGUCCGCUAAAUGAUCAUAGCUGUCGCGAACAGUUGGAAGUGCUGGAAACUGAACGGCAACAGAUGGCGGAAGAGCUUGUUAAACUGCACGAGGGCAUGAAAAUGCUAGAGCAGGAAAAGGGCGCUUUGUCUCGUGACCUGGAAAAGCAUCGGAAAGACACAUCACAGUUGUUGACAUGCUCCGAAGGAGAUACCGUAACGUAUGUGUGGAAUCCCCUUUAUGCGCAGUAUACCAUUGUGCAGGUGUCAGAUUUCAUCUUCUUCAUGCAUGAAAGCAGCUAUAAGGAACUGGGAAUAAUGACGCCAGUAAAGAAUGAGCUACCGUCAGUUUUGUUUGGUUUUGGGACGGUCAUGCGCAAGGACUUUUGUCAUGCACGCAAGGAUGAUAACCGGUACGGUGUUUCACGGGGUACCCAAUUCUAUCGCGUGAAGCUAAAGGCUGCAAGUGUUACGAAGAAGAGCAAAGGUCGCCCAUGGUCGAGUAGAACUGAGUCAGUUCAACAACCUCCCACGGCUGUGGUGACGAUUGAAAUGCAAUCUAGUGGCAAUACGGCACCGAUCAGCAGCAGUGUUACCGGUAGGUUGAUCGAUUCUUUCGCACAAACGGAACAACCGACGUCAUCUUCGACCACGGCAUUGACGGAGGCCAUGCUGAUCAGAACAUCGAUCGGAGACGGAAGUAAAUCGCCGACCGGUACUAGUCGCGACAUGAUCGAUUCUGGUGUGGUCGAGCAGCAGCGUAGCAGCUAUCGUGAGCGCAACAUUAGCAUCACGGAUGAGGACGAUUUGGUAGCUGGAAUUGGAUCGACCGGUAGCAUCGAUCGUAUCCGCUAUCAGAGCGUCUGUGAGGAGGACGAUCCAGCCGGUGAGGAUGAUACAGAAGGUGGCCUUCCGGAAAGCACCGGCGGUAGCAGCAGUGCGACGGAUUAUCCGUCUUGCUACACAAGCGCCACUUCCAUAAUUGCCAUUCGCACAGCUGCGUUACGCACCAUGACGGGCUCUCAGAUGCGAGGUCCAUCGUCGCUCGUCACAGCCACUUCAGCACCGACCAUCACCACCGACAGUGGUAACAACAGUGAGGCGUCCACUGCCAGCAACACUCAACCGCUUUCCGCCAACAACGACUCACAGCCGGUACAGUCGCUGCUGACGAUCGAAAGUGGCGGUGUCGGGUACGGAUCAAUCGCUGAUGAUGUUAGCGAUUCGGCCGAUUCCGAGUACCGAUCGCUUGAAGGUAACGAUCCGGAGGACAGUGACAGUGCAGCGGCCCCACUGCCUAAAACACAAGACGACCAUAGCGACCAUUAA